This is a messenger RNA of Stylophora pistillata, 561 nucleotides long. Its product is annotated as E3 ubiquitin-protein ligase RBX1. The record is from RefSeq and is a predicted model, not a curated record. Gene Ontology annotation, molecular function: zinc ion binding. Lineage: Eukaryota; Metazoa; Cnidaria; Anthozoa; Scleractinia; Pocilloporidae.
CCUUGCGCAAAGGAAAGGAAGACAAUUUUCACCAAAAUGGCCGAAGCCGAGGGUAUGGAAGUCGAUUCUCCAGCAGUUCCAUCGACAUCUUCGGGUUCCAACAAGAAAAGAUUCGAAGUCAAAAAAUGGAAUGCUGUUGCUCUAUGGGCUUGGGAUAUUGUGGUCGAUAACUGUGCCAUCUGUAGAAACCACAUUAUGGAUUUAUGUAUAGAAUGCCAAGCAAACCAGGCUUCUGCUACUAGUGAAGAGUGCACAGUUGCUUGGGGUGUUUGUAAUCAUGCUUUCCACUUCCACUGUAUCUCCCGUUGGUUAAAGACUCGUCAAGUCUGUCCACUGGACAACAGGGAGUGGGAAUUCCAAAAGUAUGGUCGGUAAAGGUGGAGCUGCCUCCUCUGUUACUGGUGGCCUUGCUGCCUUGCAAGAAGCUUUCAACUUUUUGUAAAAAGUUACCAGGACAAUUUUUUUUUGAAACUUGUAAAAAUGAAUCUAAUUUCUGCUAGGUUUGUUUUUCAUUGUGUCCCUUUUCAGUUAUCAAAAUAAAACCUUUUCUCUUUAACACUU